AUGUUAGCAAUUAGAAGAUUGUUAAACCUUUUUAUAGGAAAAUAUUCACGGAGCACAAAUAUAUCUGUGCUUAAUAACCUAAGUGAAAGUCCGCCUUUGAAACUAUUGGCAUUGCCUCACUAUCCAGAAAAGAUAGACUGUCUACUUCACGUGAGGAUGCCACUGUUCACUGCCCUUAAAUGUGAAUUCAGUCUUGCUUUUCCAAUUGAUGACCGACUUGUUGAUCUAAGUCCAAAAGGACCUUCAUUACGGUUUGGUAACAAGAGAAAAAGCCCACAGGUAGCAUCCUCAGCCCCUCUGCCCUCCAUUCACCUGGUCACCUCAUGCCAUCCUCAAGUGCAUCCUAACGUCAGUCAAGGCUGCCAAGGAGGCUGUGCAACGUGUUCAGAUUACAAUGGAUGUUUGUCAUGUAAGCCCAGACUAUUUUUUGUUCUGGAAAGAAUUGGCAUGAAGCAGAUUGGAGUGUGUCUCUCUUCAUGUCCAAGUGGAUAUUAUGGAACUCGAUAUCCAGAUAUAAAUAAGUGUACAAAAUGCAAAGCUGACUGUGAUACCUGUUUCAACAAAAAUUUCUGCACAAAGUGUAAAAGUGGAUUUUACUUACACCUUGGAAAGUGCCUUGACAAUUGCCCAGAAGGGUUGGAAGCCAACAACCAUACCAUGGAGUGCGUCAGUAUUGUGCACUGUGAGGCAAGUGAAUGGAGUCCUUGGAGUCCAUGCAUGAAGAAAGGAAAAACAUGUGGUUUCAAAAGAGGGACUGAAACACGGGUCCGAGAGAUAACACAGCAUCCAUCAGCAAAGGGUAACCUGUGUCCCCCCACCACUGAGACAAGAAAGUGUACAGUGCAAAGAAAGAAGUGUCAGAAAGGAGAACGAGGGAAAAAAGGAAGGGAGAGGAAAAGAAAAAAACCUAAUAAAGAAGAAAGUAAGGACGCAAUACCUGAUAACAAAGGUCUGGAACCCAGCAGAGAAACUCCAGAACAACGAGAAAACAAAGACAAACAGCAGCAGAAGAAGCGAAAGGUCCAAGAUAAACAACAGAAAUCGGUAUCGGUCAGCACUGUACAUUAGAGGGUCCCAUGAGAUCGUUGUAAACUCAUGAUGCUGCUAUCUCAACCAGAUGCCCAGGACAGGUGCUCUAGCCAUUAGGACCACAAAUGGACAACGUGUCAGUUACUGCUCAGUCUCAACAACAUUCCAAAUAGUUGCUAUAGUCUUCAUACAAGCAUAGUUAACAACAAAGAGCCAAAAGUUCAAAGAAGGGAUGUUUUCAAAUGGUUAUCUUACAGGCUUCUGUGCAUUUCUAAGAGACAAGAAAUUUUGUACAUAAUUAUCAAUAGGCUAUAAGAUGUAACAACAUAAUGAUGACAUCUGGAGAAGCAACAUUUUUUCCCUCUAAAAAUCAUUUUCAAGCUAUUGCUUUAAGAAGCGAAAGAUAGUUCUGCAAAUUCAGAGAUGCAGUAUCCCUUCAAAGUAAAUAAGAGAUCAGGGAAGAGAAGCAUCUUUCAAAGUAUGGUGUUGUUUUGUCCAGGAGAUCUAGAGAGUGCUUAAAUAUUAGGGCCUGGCAUUUGUGAUCAUAGGAAUUAUCCCCACAGAAACGACUGUUUUCAGAUCGGUUCUAUUGCUCUCACCAUGUCCUUCUGCAAGAAACAGGAGAGUGUACACCAGAGUUAAGCAUUAUGUAUGGGAUUGGAGAAGGGCAAAAUGUGGAAGAAACCAUGGCGUUGGAGAUGACUUCUGUGCUUUACAAAACUGUGAAGGGUUGUGAUUACCUGGAACAGGUCUCCAAUCGAUGUCAGCACUGUGUGGUUCAGCCUCUGCUACCCCUCGGGUUAUAGAAGUCUGUAAACAUGGACCUGUAACUUCCAAAAGCAAAAUCAUACUUAUUAGAAGAAAAUUCUGAUUUCAUAGAAAAACAAAAACUAGAGCAAGGAGAAUAGAACAUGUUUGCAAAGUCAUGUGUGUUCUGAGUGAAAAACAGUUUUAUUACCUGCUUAAUGGUCCACCUGGAACUAAAAGGGAUACUUCUUUCUAACAAGGUGUAUCUAGUAGGGGGGAAAGCCACCACAAUAAAUAUAUUUGUUGAUAGUUUUUAAAGUUUUGUUCAUUUUGUUUUAUUGUUUGUUUUAUUGGAAAAUUGUUACGCUUACGAACUCAUGAAUUAGGAAAGGGAAUUCUGUAUCCUAUGUAAUCUGAACAUAUUACAUUUCUCAAUGCUUGCUUUUGGAAUCCACCUUUUGUAAGUAGAUAGAGAUUUACUUAUAGGAUAUUAGGAGAUAUUUAUUCAACUUUUCCCUUAAUCAACAAAAUUCUAAUUCUAGGUGCAUAGGCCUCCCGAAAUGAUUUCACUGCUCCCCCUUCAUUGCUUAGAAAUUAGCAUCUUUCCUUGUAUGUCAGUUCCUCCUGCAUCUUGAACAUUUGGCCUUCUCUUCUCCAUAUUUUCUCAGUCUGUGGAUCUCUUUUGGGGAUUGAAGUCACCCUAGCUGAAGCCCUCACCAGUGUUUCACAGAAGACACAGCCAGCCCAGGGCAGGAGGAGACAUCUCUGAGCAAGCAGCACCGAAUCUCGUGGCCCACCUUAACCUUCCUCUUGUAGUGGAAGGAUGCACAGCUGCUCUGCCCACCAUACUUCCUAGCCCUCUAAAGAUCAAUGCUUUCUGAAGAACUGGCAAUGGAAUCUGGCUUCUGGCUGCCUAUCUCUGGUCACUCUUUUUCCACCAACUGUACUGUUCAUGUGGACUGCUUGGCUUAAUUCAUUUUUCACUUCUCUUGUUGUCUUCCAAGAUAUAAAAUUUUUGAAUGAUGCAUUUCUGUUUCUCACUUUGGUGUUUUCUUUCCUAGUGUGCAUGAGAUAAGUGUUUCAACUAACUAGAUCUAUUCCCAAUGUACAAAAAUAAUUCUAUUUUCAACUACAGCUUA
Messenger RNA from Leptonychotes weddellii (Weddell seal), 2915 nucleotides. Lineage: Eukaryota; Metazoa; Chordata; Mammalia; Carnivora; Phocidae. The record is from RefSeq and is a predicted model, not a curated record.